Molecule: messenger RNA, 2175 nt
Organism: Ochotona princeps (American pika)
Lineage: Eukaryota; Metazoa; Chordata; Mammalia; Lagomorpha; Ochotonidae
Gene: TTYH2
Product: tweety family member 2
Exons: 14
Coding region: 85-1689 (534 amino acids)
Cellular component (GO): plasma membrane
Molecular function (GO): volume-sensitive chloride channel activity; intracellularly calcium-gated chloride channel activity
Source: RefSeq, a predicted model, not a curated record
CCGGGCCGGCAGGCGCGCGUUCCGGGCCCCGCGGCGGCGUCGGCAGCGGCGGCCGCAUCGUGCGGGCUGUUCUCGCGCCGAGCCAUGCCGGCCGCGCGCGUGGAGUACAUCGCGCCCUGGUGGGUCGUGUGGCUGCAUAGCGUCCCGCACGUGGGGCUGCGCCUGCGGCCGGUGGACAGCACCUUCAACCCGCGCGACGAGACGUACCAAGAGUCGCUGUUGUUUCUGGGGCUCGUGGCUGCUGUGUGCCUGGGCCUGAAUCUGGCCUUCCUCGCGACCUACCUGGUGUGUGUGUGCUGCCGCCGGCAGGAUGGGGCGGUGCAGACCAAGCAGCGCAACUCCUGCUGCACCACCUGGACGGCAGUGGUGGCCGGGCUCAUGUGCUGUGCUGCCUUAGGCAUUGGAUUCUAUGGGAACAGCCAGACCAACGACGGGGUCUACCAGCUCACCUACUCCCUGGACAAUGCAAACCACACUUUCUCUGGGAUUGACACCCUGGUUUCUGGAACCACCCAGAAGAUGAAGGUAGACCUGGAGCGGCACCUGGCCCAGCUCAGCGAGAUCCUCGCCAGCCGAGGCGACUACCUGCAGACCCUCAAAUUCAUGCAGCAGAUGGCAGACAACAUCGUUGCCCAGCUCUCCGGCCUGCCCGUGUGGGAGGAGGUCACCACCCAGCUGACCGAGCUGUCAGAGCAGAGCAGCUACAUAGAAUACUAUAGGUGGCUCUCCUACCUCCUGCUCUUCGUCCUGGACCUGGUCAUCUGCCUCGUCACCUGCCUGGCACUGGCCAGGCAUUCCAAGUGUCUCCUGGCUUCGAUGCUGGGCUGCACGGUGCUGGUGCUGCUCCUCAGCUGGGCAUCUCUGGCCACGGACAUGGCCGUGGGAGUGGGCACCAGUGACUUCUGCGUGGCCCCCGAUGCCUUCAUCCUGAACAUCACACAGGGCCAGAUCAGCACAGAGGUGGCCCGCUACUACCUAUACUGCAGCCAGAGCACCCGCAGCCCCUUCCAGCAGGUACUGACCGUCUAUCAGCGCUCGCUGACCACCAUGCAGAUCCAGGUGGCGGGGCUGCUGCAGUUUGCUGUGCCUCUGUUCCCCACGGCUGAGAAAGACCUCCUUGGAACACAGCUCCUGCUGAACUCAUCGGAGGCUGGCCUGCACCAGCUGACGGCCAUGUUGGAUUGCCGGGGACUGCACAAGGACUAUGUGGACGCGCUCACUGGCGUCUGCUACGACGGCAUCGAGGGCCUGCUCUACCUGGGCCUCUUUUCCCUCUUGGCUGUCCUGGCCUUCUCCACCUUCGUCUGUGCAGGGCCAUGGGCCUGGAAGUACUUUGCUGCCAGGGACAGAGACUACGAUGACAUCGAUGAUGGUGACCCCUUCAACCCCCAGGCACGGCGCAUGGCAGCCCACGCCCCAUCCAGGGGGCAGCUGCACAGCUUCUGCAGUUACAGCAGCGGCCUGGGCAGCCAGAGCAGCCUACAGCCCCCUGCCCAAACCAUCUCCAACGCCCCCGUCUCCGAGUACAUGAACCAGGCGAUGCUGUUUGGUGGGACCCCACGCUACGAGAAUGCACCACUCAUCGGGAGAGGCUCCCCUCCACCCACGUACUCGCCCAGCAUGAGAGCUGCUUACAUGUCGGUUGCAGAUGAGCAUCUACGACACUAUGGGAGUGACUUUCCAGCCUAGCGGACAAACGACGGACAGAUAUGCGGGGGUCCCUGCCUCCGUCUCCUUUGCGUAUUUAGUGAAUGCACAGAAAAGCUACAUUCCUUCAACUGGAAUCACAAGUGCCCUGACACUGGCAGGCUCCCUGGGCUGCAGGAACCCAGCUGAGAUUCCUGACCAAUGUCCUGGGGGAACAGAGGACCCCCAACUGGGCCUGCCGCACUCUCCUGCCCCUGCUCUCCACACUGGGCCUCACCCCUGCAUCCACGCUCACAGGUGGGGCGGAGCAGCGAGGGGGUGUCAGAUGCCACAUCCUGGGAUCUCCCUGCGCUCCUGGGCCCCCUUAUCCAGGGCCGUGCUUCUCAUUAGCACUGACCACCAUUGGUGAUGGGCACUGCAAGCCACUUCUCGGAACUGCUCAGCAGUCGAGGGAGGGCGUUUACAGGAAGUGGCGUUGCUGAUGAAGCCCAACAGUGCCCACAGCCACAUUCCAGAGCCAGUGAACUU